AUGAGUAAGCGAAAUCCACGGGUUCUGAAGAUAGUCGUGUGUAUGCUUCUUCUCAACUCUCUCUUUCUCUGCAUCUACUUCGCUUUUCACUCCUCCUCCUCGUCUCCGGAGCCACAUCCUCACAUUCCGUUGCGAUUUCACGCUUCCGUGAACAACCAGUCGGCGGCGAUUCAGAAACCGUGGCCGAUCUUACCUUCCUACCUUCCAUGGACGCCGCCGCAGAAGAAUCUACCCACUGGCUCCUGCGAAGGCUACUUCGGGAAUGGAUUCACUCGGAGAGUCGAUUUCCUCAAACCGAAAGGAGGAGAAGGAAGCUUGUUUCGAUGCUUCUACAGUGAGACGCUUAAGAGCUCGAUAUGCGAGGGAAGGAAUGUGAGGAUGGUUCCCGAUCGGAUCGUAAUGUCGAGAGGAGGUGAGAAGCUCGAGGAAGUCAUGGGGAGGAAAGAGGAGGAUGAGCUUCCUGAGUUCCGAGAAGGCGCGUUUGAGGUGGCGGAGGAGAUUUCACGGCUAGGGUUCAAUAGAAACCGCCGUAUCGGAGGAGGAGGCAGUGUGAUUUCGCGGCGGCUGGUGAAUGAUGAGAUGCUGAAUGAAUAUAUCGAAGAAGGUGGCAUUGAUAGGCAUACAAUGAGGGAUCUGGUUGCUUCGAUUCGUGCUGUUGGCACCGAAGAUUUCGUUUGUGAAGAGUGGGUGGAGGAACCAACGUUGCUGGUGACUCGGUUCGAGUACGCAAAUCUGUACCAUACCGUGACAGAUUGGUACAGCGCUUAUGUGUCCUCUAGAGUCACCGGUUUGCCUAAUCGACCACACGUUGUUUUCAUUGAUGGACACUGCACGACGCAGCUAGAAGAAACAUGGAAUGCUUUGUUUUCCGGAAUCAGAUACGCAAAGAAUUUCACUAAACCGGUUUGUUUCCGCCACGCGGUUCUUUCACCGUUGGGAUACGAAACCGCGCUCUUCAAGGGCUUGACCGGAGACAUAGACUGCUACGGAGAGUCAGCUCACAAUCUGUGGCAAAACCCUGAAAACAAUAAAACCGCGAGGCUCUCUGAGUUUGGCGAGAUGAUCAGAUCAGCUUUCGGGUUUCCGGUCAACAGACACCGGACCUCAGAAAAACCACCAUCAUCAUCAUCAUCAGCGACCUCUGUUCAAAACGUUCUCUUUGUCCGCCGUGAAGAUUACUUAGCGCAUCCUCGUCACGGCGGUAAAGUCCAGUCCCGGCUCAUCAACGAGGAAGAAGUGUUCGACUCCUUGCACCAUUGGGUUGCGUCUGGCUCCACCGGUCUUACGAAAUGUGGGAUUAACCUUGUGAAUGGAUUGCUUGCGCACAUGUCGAUGAAAGAUCAAGUCCGAGCCAUCCAAGACGCGUCGGUGAUCAUAGGAGCUCACGGAGCUGGACUGACUCACAUUGUGUCAGCAACACCAAACACAACGAUAUUUGAGAUUAUCAGCGUCGAGUUUCAACGACCUCAUUUCGAGCUAAUAGCUAAGUGGAAAGGUUUGGAGUAUCAUGCAAUGCAUCUAGCGAAUUCACGAGCGGAUCCAACAGCUGUGAUUGAGAAGCUUGAGGAGAUAAUGAAGAGCCGUGGAUGCUGA
Microthlaspi erraticum is the source of this 1593-nucleotide messenger RNA. NCBI's taxonomy places the organism in Eukaryota, Viridiplantae, Streptophyta, Magnoliopsida, Brassicales, Brassicaceae. The record is from the annotation of a GenBank genome assembly.